AAGAAAUGUUGGGUAGUUCCCCCAAUCCUUACACGCUCACACACACAGAUGAGACUCUGCUACACUCUUCGUUCUCUUAUUCGAUCCAAAACCAAUGCCCAAAGACGCACUUUCACCGUUGCUGCAGAAUUUAUCUCCUGAUUAUCAUCCCUGGCCCUUGUCAUGACUUUGCUUUGCCGCCGAUGCAAUGCAGUCAUUAUACUCUCGCAAAUGCUGUUGCAGCUUAUUUUCUAGGUUAGCAAUAGCGUCUUGUGGAGCUAGAGGCUUUAGGCAUCAAGAACAAUGUCAAAGCCUUAUGAGAUCUGUCGACAUUCUCACUUCAAAAGUUGCCAAAGGAAGCAGUGAGGAGGAAAUUAUCCGGUCUCUAUGCAAUGAUCAAGCUUGUGAUGCCAUACAUCUGUCUCCAAACCUUAUUAACAUAUUGCUCCGUCGAUAUAAGGAUGAUUGGAAGUCUGCAUUGGGCUUGUUCAAAUGGGCCAGUUUGCAUUCAAACUUUCAACAUUCCCCAGAAUCAUAUGACAUGAUGGUAGACAUAUUGGGUAGAAUGAAGGUAAUGGACAAGUUGAGAGAUCUCUUAGACCAAAUGCGUUGUGAGGGGAGUAUCAUCACUCUCAAUACUAUAGCCAAGGUAAUGAGAAGGUUUGUUGGGGCAGGACAGUGGGCAGAUGCUGUGAGAAUAUUUGAUGACUUGCAAACUCUUGGCUUGGAGAAGAACACAGAAUCCAUGAACUUGUUGCUUGAUACCCUAUGCAAGGAGGAAUUUGUUGAGCAAGCUCGUCAAAUUUACUUGGAGUUGAAGCAGCACAUUGCUCCAAAUGCUCACACAUUUAACAUAUUCAUUCAUGGUUGGUGCAAAAUCCGUCGUGUAGAAGAAGCACAUUGGACAAUCCAAGAAAUGAAAGGAUAUGGUUGUCGCCCUUGUGUUAUAAGUUAUUCCACCAUCAUCCAAUGUUAUUGUAAUGAACAGAAUUUUAGCAAGGUCUAUGAGCUUCUUGAUGAAAUGCAAGCUCAAGAUUGCUCCCCAAAUGUGGUUACUUAUACUAUCAUCAUGUGUGCACUGGCAAAGGCAGAAAAAUUUGAUGAAGCUUUGCAAGUAAUUGAGAGAAUGAGGUCUGCUGGAUGUAGGCCUGAUACACUUUUCUACAAUUCAUUCAUCUAUACAUUAGGGAGAGCAGGCAGAAUAGAUGAUGCUAACCAUGUGUUUAAGGUUGAAAUGCCUAAAGCUGGUGUGGCCCCAAAUACAUCCACCUAUAACUCGAUGAUUUCUAUAUUUUGUCAUUAUGCAGAAGUGAAGAGAGCUUUUGACAUAUUGGAGGAGAUGGAAGAUUCAGGCCUCUGUAAGCCUGAUAUUCAAACAUACCACCCAUUGAUCAAGUCAUGCUUCAAGAUGGGAAAAAUAGAUAGUUGGUUGAAUGAAAUAUUAAAUGACAUGGUCAAUAAGCAUCAUCUUGGUCUUGAUCUUUCAACCUAUACACUGCUAAUUCACGGACUUUGUAGAGCUGAUAGAUGCAAGUGGGCAUUCUCUCUGUUUGAGGAGAUGAUAGGUCUAGAUAUAGUGCCUAGAUACAGAACUUGCUGUUUGCUAUUGGAGGAAGUUAAAUUGAAAAAUAUGUAUCAAGCUGUUGAGAAAAUUGAGGAUCUUAUGAAGAAAUUAUAAAUGCAUUCCCUCAAUGUUCAAGGUUUAUUUGCUAUUUCUUAA
Molecule: messenger RNA, 1699 nt
Organism: Lotus japonicus
Lineage: Eukaryota; Viridiplantae; Streptophyta; Magnoliopsida; Fabales; Fabaceae
Product: pentatricopeptide repeat-containing protein At3g04130, mitochondrial-like
Exons: 2
Coding region: 188-1657 (489 amino acids)
Molecular function (GO): protein binding
Source: RefSeq, a predicted model, not a curated record